AUGCUGAAGUUCAAACAAAAUAUAUCUGUUGAUGACUUCGAAGAUUUCAAGAUCAACAAUGAUCCGUUAUGCUUCGAUAAUUGUCAAAAGGCAAAAAGUGCUGAUUUUCUAGACAAUUUCGAUACGAAGGAUAAAUCAUCACAAAUUUCAGCAUCAGAUUUUAAGAUAUCUAUCGUUUUAAACGAAAAUACUUUUAGAUCUCUUGUGUUAACAGAACACAAGAAAACUGGUAGAAUAUAUGUUGCUAAAGUAUUCAAAAAGAAGAAAAUUGUCAAAUAUAAUCUAAUGAAACGGAUAAUGAACGAGAAACGGAUUUUAGAGUCCAUCGAUUUCCCUUUUGUCGUUCAUCUGGAAUAUUUUUAUCAGGAUCGGGAUUUCAUAUAUUUAGUAAUGCCAUUUGUAAGUGGUGGUAACCUUGACAUGUACAUAAAGCGAUACGGGAAAAUGGAUGAGGACAAAGCACGAUUUUAUUUGUCCGAAAUUAUUCUGGCCGUCGAGUAUCUGCACAAAUUGGAUUUGUGUCAUCGCGAUAUUAAGCCCCAUAACAUAAUGAUCGAUAUUCAAGGGCAUGUUCAACUCACAGAUUUUGGGCUUUGUAAACACAUCACGCGUCAUACGUAUUCAUUUUGCGGUACUUUAGAGUACAUGGCCCCGGAGAUAUUACACAGACAAGGGCACGGGAAAUCGGUGGACUUUUGGUCUAUGGGAGUUACGCUGUACGAAUUGAUAGCCGGCCAUUCGCCGUUCCUGAACGUCGACCCUAGUACGAUGUACAAGAACAUCUUGAACGCACAGUACAACUGUCCGCUGGGCUUUUCAGGUAAUCUAAUAAACCUACUGCGAAACAUGCUCAGAGUGGACGUCACCAGACGGUACGGGAACCUAGUGAAUGGCUUCCAGGACAUAAAAAAGCACAGGUGGUUUCAUGCGACGGACUGGUGCGCGUUAUUCAACAAACAGAUCACACCGCCGUUCGUGCCGACGAUAUUUGACGCCCAGGACAUUGGAAACUUCAAGAAUCAAAGAAGCGAUAAAACGUUCCUGCAGUCCACCAGUGAAACAAAUUUGUACGACGAGGAAUUUAAGGAUUUUUAA
Sipha flava (yellow sugarcane aphid) is the source of this 1095-nucleotide messenger RNA. Its product is annotated as cAMP-dependent protein kinase catalytic subunit beta-like. Gene Ontology annotation, molecular function: ATP binding; cAMP-dependent protein kinase activity. NCBI's taxonomy places the organism in Eukaryota, Metazoa, Arthropoda, Insecta, Hemiptera, Aphididae. The coding region runs from base 1 to 1095 and encodes 364 amino acids. Gene Ontology annotation, biological process: peptidyl-serine phosphorylation. The record is from RefSeq and is a predicted model, not a curated record. The transcript has 4 exons. Gene Ontology annotation, cellular component: cAMP-dependent protein kinase complex; nucleus.